AUGGCAAAGCCAAGAAAGAUCCGUGGCCGUCAGUCCAACAACUCGAAGGCAAGACGCCAACAACAUUAUCGACGAGGAGGAACUUUAUUCAGGAAGGCGUUUGAAUUCUGCCAGGAGUGCAACGCGGAUAUCUCGAUGCUGGUCCGGCUAAAAGAUAGCGGCCAGAUUUACGUGUUUAAUUCGAAUGAACGAUGGAUUCCUUCCCAAGAAGAAUUAAUACUUUACUACCCCACGCCCCGGUGGAUAACCUGGCAAGAGCUGGCGGCGAAAUAUGAUUCAUGA
Molecule: messenger RNA, 282 nt
Organism: Aspergillus tanneri
Lineage: Eukaryota; Fungi; Ascomycota; Eurotiomycetes; Eurotiales; Aspergillaceae
Exons: 2
Coding region: 1-282 (93 amino acids)
Molecular function (GO): DNA binding; protein dimerization activity
Source: RefSeq, a predicted model, not a curated record